AUGGAAAGUACACCAGUUAUGACCUCUUCUGGCUCGAGGCUUGCUCCUCCAAUGCUACAUCCAAGAUCUUCUUCGAGAACAAGAUCACCAACGAGAUCCUCAAGUCGAUCGCACAUUUCAGACGACCUCCUUUCCGACCUCACUCCUGCCACAACCCUACAAGCUUUCACUUCCCCAACAGGCAAAUUAAAAGCGAGCAUUGAAGCUGCUUCUCCUAAAGAUCGAGCAUUUGGCAUACGCGCAACUUUAGCAUCAAAGAAAGUACAAGAAUGGUUGGAAGAAUUAUCAAAUUGGCCAUGGCCGAAAACUGGAGGAUCGCCAGGCUUUGCAGUUCCAGCUUCAAAAAAUAUAAAAUCGUCAACACCCAAAUCGGACGCACAAACAUCGUCACAGCAACAUAAAGAAGACCCCGAGCCCAAGCCGCAGUAUUGUGGGAGCCUUUUGUUCGAGCAGGUUGUGCGAUAUGAAUAUCGGAUCGAAGAAAUUGGAGAAGGCAUGGAUGGUUUGAAGGUGGAGGAAAUAAAACGACAGGUUCUGGAUACACACUUCUCCGCGAACUCCCGACCCUCAUCUUCCUCUUCUACAAUUGCCAUGCCGACUUUUCUCGCCUCGUACACAGUCAUGGAUGAUUUUACAGCUAUAGUCACGGCCACGGUAUUGCAGGCAUUACCGAAUUUGGCCAAAUUGACACGUUUGAUGGAUAUAUGGGGUAUUCGUCUUUCAGUACUUCGAAGAGUACCAUCGUUACUACUCGGGUUGGAUGAUGCGGAGAUGGCUUUGAUUUCGGGAUGGCAGGCUAUCAAAAUACCAGGCACACAUAUCACUGGAUCUGGCGAAACGGCGGAUACGGUUCUUUCACGCCAAACUUUCGAAGUCAUGAAAAAUGUUUUGCAAGCUAAAGUUACGAUCCUUGGGAGAGAUCUGGACUAUAUGCUCGAUACUUUGGAGGGUAGGAUGGACACCCUACCUGAUAGCUGGUUAGACCGGAUGGAAAAUCUUGAACGGGAUUAUGGCGAAUGGGUCGUUGCAGCGGACCGCAAGAUUACGGAUGGGGAACUAGCCGCAAUUGCGACUCCACAAGUGGUGGAAAAAGACAUGCCGCGAGCAGAAGAUACUGAGCCUUCUCCUGAAGCCAGUGUGGACUUGAUGAACAAGAACAAGGAGGCCGGAGCCUUAGGAAACCAAACGGCUCGUGAAUCUAGUGUCGUGCCAAUAUCUGCGAUCAAUGACGAUUCAACGGCAACAGAUGUGAAUGCUCACGAGGAGCCAACUACUACCCCCCCACAACAAGAAAUUGGCAUUUCGAAUGGAAUAGUUACUACACCAGAAAAGACACCAUAUUCUUGCAUUGCUCAGCUCCAAGUCUAUGAAUCGGCCCAGACUACAAUUUCAAAAAGCCCAUCUCCUCCUCAAACCCCGUCGCCGAUGUUGGACUUUCAGCCAAUCGCACAGCAAUCCGCGUGUGAAGGACAGGUAUACACGCCGCUCAGUCGCUCGACUAGCGUAAGGAGUAUCACCAAAGUUCCUAAAUUUGGGCAUACUUUUGCAAAUGCUUUAAGGCGUACCAUUUCCAAUGACGAAUCGCCAACAACUUUGAGUGAUGAUUCUUUGGCCGUAGCUCCUAAGAUCUCAAUACGGCCGUCAUCGGUGAUUCUUGAUAAAUUCCCUAGUCCACCCUUAAAGUCACCGGUAAGAUAUGAUAUGGCAAGACUUCGUAGUUCGAGCUCACCACUUAUCAUUGGAGCAGAACAUAAACCCGUUGUCUCCAAAAGUUCUGCCCACUCUUCAGAGGAUGGAUCUUCCUUCGGUGCGACGGCUUCCAGUAUCGCGUUAGCACAACAUCUCGGCAUUUCUUCUGCAUCCCACAUAUCGUCACAGCAUGUGAAUAUGGAUACCGGCAAAUUGAGGGAACCAGCACAUUCAUCUAGCAAGCCUUCUCACCUACCUACUCACACAACUACAAUAGCUAGCAGUGACGGAGCAUCCGAGAGUGUUCAACGUUUCGAUCCUGUUGGGAUGGAAUUCGAUCUUUUAGAUGCUCGAAUGGAAUCACGCAGGCCAUCCAUAAUCGUUGAUAAUAUUCAUGCAGAUGACUCUCGUGAUAGUGAUGCUUCAGAUGAUUCGCUCUCGGAACGGUGCAGAUCUCAAAUGGCACAAGCAGCUGGCUCAAGUCCCGUCGACCAAGACUUAGAUGGUACAUCUACAGUUACAUAUGAAGGCUCACCCCUCCCACCUCGAAAAAUGGCACAUGAUCUACAAAAGUACGAUAAUACUCCACCUGGUUCACCACCGGGAGCUCCAACCAGAUCUGCUCGUCGCCCUCCUCAACUUCUCGAAAGUCCCGAUUUCUCUCAUCUGAUGUCCACGGCUGACGAUGCUUCCUUCCUUCAUGAUGUCAAUGUGCUCGAAUCUAUUCCUGCAUCGCCUGUUAUUAGAAAUAGCGACGAUCAGAUGCAACAACAAAUAAUCAAUUUACUUCAAUCAAUUCCAGCUCAUAUUCGCCUUCGUUCCGAGCCAGAAGAAAAGUCAAAUUCUCAAGGCAUUCGUCCUCGAAAGGCUCGCCGCUCCGUUACUCCCUCGAUGCCCUCGGUUCGUUCACAAUCUUCGAUUGGUAGUUUACGUGCACCAACGCCGUCGUUUACACUCGCUCCAGCUUAUGCAAAGAGUGGUACUCCACGCCACAGGCCUCAAAAUGGCAGUCCAGAGAUUAAGGUCUAUCAUCUAUCACGAUCUAGUGGUGAAAAACCAAUCAAAUUAUUUGUUCGCCUAGUGGGUGAACGUGGUGAAAGAGUCAUGGUACGUGUCGGAGGUGGCUGGGCAGAUCUUGGGGAAUAUCUCAAAGAAUACGCAAGUCACCAUGGACGACGAGCACCAGUUGAUACCGAUAAAGUCGAAGUUCAAGAUUUACCGCCACGUAUCCCAUCUGGCGGUUCUACCAUUCGUGAAAAUGGUCGCACUACACCAGGACCUGGUCGUACCACACCUGGGCCUGGUCGCACUACACCUGGACCUCGUUCGGCAUCUGCAAUGGGUGUUCGUCCAUCAACUGCUGUUGACCGACCUAAAUCAUCCCUCGGGAUUCGCAAAACGCGAAAAUCCACAUUCUCCUCUUCCGAUGAGGUGCCUCCCCUCCCAACUACACCUUUUGCUGAAGUUCAACGUGAACACGAAAUGAAUAACACCCCUCCAUCAGCAGCCUCGAGAUGCUCCUCAAGACUGGAAUGGAAUGAGGAGGAUACUUCAUUAGGUCUUGCCGGACCAAGAGGCAAACAAAAGGAAUUAGAUCAGAUAGAUCUAGAAUGGGUUGAAGGUAUGAAGGAGAAGGUUAUGUUAGCGAGUGCGGAGAAGGAGAAGGAAAAACGUAAAGGAGGUCAUAGGCAAAGUUUGGGAGAGCUGGAUAAAGCUGGUGCUACUAAGAGGAUGUUUAGGAAAACUUCUAGGUUGGAGCUUUAA
Molecule: messenger RNA, 3453 nt
Organism: Sclerotinia borealis F-4128
Lineage: Eukaryota; Fungi; Ascomycota; Leotiomycetes; Helotiales; Sclerotiniaceae
Source: the annotation of a GenBank genome assembly